Messenger RNA from Hyaloscypha bicolor E, 1744 nucleotides. Its product is annotated as HET-domain-containing protein. Lineage: Eukaryota; Fungi; Ascomycota; Leotiomycetes; Helotiales; Hyaloscyphaceae. Bases 134 to 1744 code for a protein of 536 amino acids. The record is from RefSeq and is a predicted model, not a curated record. The transcript has 3 exons.
GCUUUCCUCACGUCUCCUUCCUACGGUUCCCCAGCUCUGCAAUUCACCCUGCCUUUGAGGACAUUCUGCCAGUCAUUUAUCAGAACAAUCUAACGCACACUGCUUCGAUAUUUGGUGUGCAAUAUCUUGUGCUAUGUCUUCCUACACAUAUCCUUCACUUCCGCUCAAGGUCGACAAUAUUCGCCUACUUCAUAUAUUGCCAAAUAAAAACAAGGAUGCGGACUUGCAAUGCAAGCUUCGCAACUAUUCCCUACAGAAAUUAGGUUCAGGAACUCAUUUGUACGAGGCUUUAUCAUACGUAUGGGGCGACCCAGACAACCCUCAGCCUAUCUACAUAAACAAAAUGAAGUUUUCUGUCAGGGCAAACCUGUACGCUGCGCUAUUACAGCUUCGAGAUCACUCUUUUAUACGAAUCAUAUGGGUAGAUGCUGUUUGCAUCGACCAAGAAAACCUAGAGGAGCGGCGUCAACAGGUUCAGAUUAUGGCGAAGAUCUAUAGCAACGCACAUCGUGUUUUUGUUUGGCUCGGAGAUGAAACAGUAGAAAUAAAGGGGGCUCUGGAGGAUAUACGACUUGCUGCCGAUGAAGAAUAUACGGAACACUCGAAGAAAGAAACGAAGCAAACAAUUCUCAAGCUGCUUGAACAGGAAUGGUUCCAACGCAUUUGGGUACUUCAAGAGGUUGCUGCGGCUCGACAUGUCGUAAUGAUGUGUGGUUCUACGCAGAUUGACGGACACGCGUUCUGCUUGGGACUUAAGUCAUUAAAGCUCUCUUAUAUGGCCUCUCCGAAUUUGCAGACUGUCUCUUCAGUGGUCUACCUGAUAGAGCGCGCUGGUCUUCGAUCCAAACAUAUAUCAAAUUUGCCAAAGAGCUCCUUACUAAACAUUCGUUGUUUAGUUGAGCUGAUAGACAUGUUCCAUACCCGUGGAGCUACCGAUGUCCGCGAUAAAGUCUAUGCUUUACUUGGUAUGAGCUCUGACUAUCCCGAAAAAACUAGUUUACGACCUAAUUAUCAGCUUCGGUGGGAAGAGCUCUUCAAGGACCUCGUCAAAUUCGUUCUCGGUAGCGAUGUAUCCAUGGAGAUUUGCGGUACUGAGGAGAAGGCGUUGGCAUUGAUUCAGAAAAAGGGUUGUGUUCUUGGCCAGGUGUCCCGUAUAGAAGACGAUGGCAAACAGAAUAUGAAAAUCGCAUUCAAAUCCCAAAACGCAGCUUGGUGCUUCGGCAACGAGAUAGAAUGGACUCUUCUGGCGUCGGCGAAAUCCAUCCGACUGCGUGAUAUCGUCUGUCUCCUACAAGGAGUUUCAAAGCCUAUGAUUAUUAGGCCAUAUAAAGAUCACUUUGUCAUUGUUAUGAUUGCAGCUACUACUCCUAACAAGCGCGAAAGUUUUCAACUGGAACUUUCCGAUUCGAUAACAUACUUCCCGCGUAACUUCCCGCUUGUCUGGAACUGGGAACCGCUCCUGGAAGACUGGCAAGAUCGAGAAGAAACAAAGAAUUGGGUGUCUUCAGUCAAAACGACUGGAACAUGGAACGUUGCGCUAAUACGAGGGGACUUGGAGAAUUACGAAAUGGCACAAAUGAGGUUUCGAGAAGUAAUUGAGAGCUAUGAGACGGCGUUUAGAGAAGAGAAUCCGUAUAUGCUAAAAGGUAAAUACGGUUUAACGCCACUAUUAUGGGCUGCAAGGAACGGACCUGGAUUUAGAAGAUUCUCAAUAUGGUCAAACAUCGCUAUUAUGGGCAGCUGA